Molecule: messenger RNA, 570 nt
Organism: Penicillium samsonianum
Lineage: Eukaryota; Fungi; Ascomycota; Eurotiomycetes; Eurotiales; Aspergillaceae
Exons: 4
Coding region: 1-570 (189 amino acids)
Source: RefSeq, a predicted model, not a curated record
AUGAACGCGAUUUCGGGGUCGCUUACCUUCUAUAGGAAAGUCCCAUUUAAGGUCGCUACCCCGCUAGAGGCUGCCUCGAAGAAAUCAAAUAGUUUUAUUACGAGUGCAUGGAUUGGCUGUAAUCAAGUUAAUAGCGAGAUCACUGCUCUUCCUAUCUCUAAUCAUAGAAAAUAUAGCACUUCAUCCGGCCUGGCUACUACCCCUUCUGCUUGUGGGAUAUGGAUCUCGACGCGGAAGAUCGAUUAUAUUAAUGGUCGAAAAGCGGAGCCUAGAGCGAAGCCAAUAUAUAGAUGUGGCCAAGCUUUCGCUAAUAAGCGUGGCCUUCGACAUCAUUUGUAUGACACCUAUAAGCUGAAUAAAGCCAUAUGGUUAAAUCUAAAGCUUCCGAGAAAGAGAAAGCGUACCUAUAAGGCAGAAGCGCAAGUAUCUUCUAUGGAGUCAGAGGAGCAGCCUCCGAAGAAACUCCGCUUCUACCGCUACCUACCUCCGCGUCACGAGCUUAAGUAUCAACUGUUAGAAAACGUAUUUAUGCCUAUUCCCACGUUACAUUCGUUUGUCGAGGAACAUUAG